AAACUAACGCCGGCUGAAGGUGAGAGUUGUCUGCACGACCUGCCGCCCUCAGGUCAGAACACGGCACGGAUCAGUGAUCAGGUCGGUUAUCCACGUGUACUAACCGAGACCAGUGAUUUAUGGUGUGGACAGUGGAAGCUACUCUCCAAGCAGAGAAAUAACUGAGCUGAGAAGCUUCGUGAUCGUACAGUGACUCACAAAAUACAAGUUUCUUCAACCACAAACAAAUGACAGGAAAAUGUCCUGGAAGGCGGCCAAAGGUCCACUGCUGAACUUGUUGUGUACGAUUCUCCUGGCUCUGUCAGCAGAAUUCAUGGCGCUCAGUCAUAUGGGAGGAAUACCGGGAUUCCAACUCCUGUUCUUACUCAGAGUUACCCAGUUUCUGACUGUUGUCGUGUUCGUUCCUUGCUUCUGUCCAAAACUUGUAGGUGAAAAUCUGCGACAAAAUCUCCAACUGUUUCUUUCGACGGUCGUCAACGCUGUUGCCAACACCUUGAUGUACCUGUCCUUCACCUACGCCGCCCCUGGGAUCGCGUUUGGAAUCGUCCAAGGAACCGUGCCGCUGUUUACAACGUGUAUCGGCUUUAUCAUCCUAAAGGAAACCGUGACUCUGAUUCCAUGUUGUGGGAUUCUCAUCAGUGUGAUAGGCGUGGUUCUAGUCGGUAUAGGGAUGGGACACGAGGGUGCGGACUCCACCCAAAAACUCGUCAUAUCCAUCCUCCUGCCCCUCGCUGCUGCCCUGGCCAGGGCGCCGGGCAUGGUGCUGUCCCGUGCUGUUCUGAAGGACCUGCCCGGCCUGACGAUCAUGCUGUACUUAUCCAUGUUCGGGACAGCGGCACAGUUCAUCCUGACCUACUCACUGGAGACUCCUGUGUGGACCAUGUCAGCACAGACAGCCGGGUACGUGGCAGGGUUAGGUCUGACCCAGUCCCUGGCCACGCUAACCCUGCUGGGGGUACUGGACGUGGAGAAGGCAGCCAUUGCUGUCGCCAUGGGAACACUGGUGGUACCAAUCACCAUCCUCAUGGACUACCUCUUCUUGUCCAAGGUACCGGUACUGCUGAAGUGGGUGGGGUUGUCUCUGGUGGUAGUUGGUACUGUGGUACUAAGCAUUUACACGUGGUGGAAGCAUCAUCAAGAGGAAAAGCACAAAAAGCUACUGGAUGAGUUGGACUUUUCAGAGAAUUGA
Messenger RNA from Branchiostoma belcheri (Belcher's lancelet), 1189 nucleotides. RefSeq lists its product as uncharacterized. The coding region runs from base 239 to 1189 and encodes 316 amino acids. The transcript is spliced from 2 exons. The record is from RefSeq and is a predicted model, not a curated record. Lineage: Eukaryota; Metazoa; Chordata; Leptocardii; Amphioxiformes; Branchiostomatidae.